AUGGCGGCGACAGCACUCUACAACACGAUGGACGCCGUUCUUCAUGACAUCGACGACCUCAAGGAGUGGGAGCUAAUGAUCACUUGGUGCUCCCUACCCAACUCCCUUGAAAAUCACAUCCACGGCAUUGCCGAAUGUUCUUCCACCGACAGAGAGGCCCAGCGCGAGUUCGCCAAGGCGGCCGCCGAAGCUCGUGCCAUUGUCAUGAGCACUUUAUCCCCAGAGCUCCUCGAGCGUGUCGCCGCCCGCCUCAAUAUGAACACUGCCACCGCAGAGAACAUUGUCGAAACCGCGCGUAAAACCGUCUUGACAGAUGUCGAUUACCAGCAGACGCUCUUCGAAUUUGUCAACCUCGACCGCCUCGAGUUUCCCUCGCUCGCGUCGUUUACCGACCGCUUGAACUGGUUGUGGCGAAUCGUGAAGGCGCACCAUGACAGGACCAACGACAUGAUGUACGUCACGGUUGGCCUCAAGGCCAUUCAGUGCUAUCAUCCGGAUGUCUACAAGACGCUGUGCGAUCAGGAUACGCUUGACAUUGGUGACAUUGAGUACUGGUUGGACUUUCUCGCACAGACCGACGACGAGUUCUGCUGA
Molecule: messenger RNA, 594 nt
Organism: Purpureocillium lilacinum
Lineage: Eukaryota; Fungi; Ascomycota; Sordariomycetes; Hypocreales; Ophiocordycipitaceae
Source: RefSeq, a predicted model, not a curated record